UCUACCUCUCCUAAGGCCAUUCAAUGUAAACGUGUCACGCUCUUUAUUCACAUGUGCAAACCAUCUUUGCCGUUGUUAGCUUACUAUUACAAAAAUUCAUGCUUGCGCGCCACUGCUCAUCGGCAUGCGCUCCUUUUGUUCUCUCAUUUACACUGUUGUCCUCGUCCUUCAAAAUCUUGAAAUGGAUCUGAGCACAACAUACUGGUACACCUGGCCAAAUGAUUUGGUGGGUGAGUUUUGCGUUGGCGUCCAUGAUGAAUGCCACUACCGGAUACUUAAAAUGGAAGCAAGAUUCUUGAAAUGCAUCUUGCGUGUAUUGACCGAGUAUUCACUCCCCAAGUCUUUAAAGAAUCACUUCUUCUUCAUAAAUAAUCAAGUAAGUGAUAUGUCUACGAUUUGCAGUAAUUAUAAGAAUAAUAGGCUUUCUGAUGGUCGUAUUGGUAUAGCGAGUAACUUAGUACGAAAAGCUAUUCAGCCAAAGAUCAGGGAAAUUCUUGUCCGGUUAUGGAAAUCAAAUAAGCCGUGGGGGACGUAUUGUGUUGAUAUGUUCAGUAUUGUCUCAUUUACUUUGGAGGAUUUGGUCGAUUGCAUGGCUGAUCGUCUUGCUCCUGAUCUACUUGAGAAAAUGAAGUCUCUUUCUUCCAAGCUAACAUUCGAGAGAAGGUUGCGCUGGUCCAUCAGAGAUGGGUUUGCUAAUCGCGAAAACAACAUAGAUAUCUGGCUGCAGUUUACCAGCGACAUAUCUUAUUCAGUGGCAUGCCUGAAUUGUUUGUAUUGGCUUGAUGACAUCCCCGAAGAAAUUGCCCGAGGACUUAGGCAAUGUCUUUCUGCAUUGAUUAGAAGGUGUGAGGAAUUAAUCCAGAUUGAUGCCAGAGAGGUUCUUACUCGUCUGCAUAAAGCUUCAGAGCUGUUGUUGACUUUUGAUACUUCAAUAAACGAUCUUCCAUUAUAUUUUGUGGACUUUGUCCUAGACAGUGUGGUUCAGUUACACAAUUCUAAGGAAAAUUCAAAGUUUCCAACCAAGGGUCUGUCUGAAACUCUGCAUUAUCUGGGGACUUCAAUAGCUGAUCGGUUAACACAGAGCACUGAGAAUCUUAAAUUGAAAGGACAGGAAGUAAUACGAAGGAUAUAUGUUUUACGAGCUGAAGUUAUGGAAAAGGAAGCAGAGGCAACCAAUCACUCUUUUGCUAUCAAUCCAAAGAGCAUCCAAGACUUAUGCACUCAUUACUCAAGGAGAGAGCAAAAGUUGAUGAUAGACCCCUUCACGUGUAUGAAAUGGUUGGAGAAGCAUGGAGAGAUAAAAAUCAGACAUGUGGCCUUGGAGCUCGAUAUAAGACUUCAAUAUCUACAAUUCAUUCUGAAGAGACAGCCAAGUGGGCAGGAGGAGUUCAAUCUUGUCCACCAAACCAUGAAAACCAUAGGAACCAACAUUCAUGAGGCAUGUAUUAAUGCAAAAUACGGAAGAGUAGACUUUGCUCUGUCGAUCUUGGAAUCACAACUGACUUCUAUGCUCAAAGAUUUUGAUCUUCGACAAGAAGUAGAACGUGCUCAUUCCCUCCUGAGUUCUUCCGCAAAUGACUCUGAUCUUCAGUGUGAAGAAAACAGUCCUCCCCUCUACUUCAAGAAGGCAUUGUUGGCACAGGGUGCACCCAUGCCUACUCAACUUGCAAUAGAAUUUAUCAGCACUCUUCUUCUGAAUCUGAAGUGUUUAGUGAGCUACAGACUCAAACCUAAGGCUACUGUGAAAAGAGAAAUGGAAAUAUUUGAAGUAAAGCUGAGCUUUCUCAGGGGAUUCCUCAAGUUGACGUCCAUAUUUUUCAUCAAAUCCGAGAGACUGGAGAAUCUCGUGGCUCGUAUUAUAGCUCUAGUUGGUGAAGCAGCAUGCAUUUCUUAUUGGUGUUAUCCUGAAAAGUUAAGUAGAAAGAUGGAACAUGAAAUGAGUCACACAAUUUCGGAUCUUUUGAGUAGGAUGAAAUCUUUUGAGGCAGAGAUGAGAGACAACUAUCUCAUAGCCCUAGAGGCUUCACAUUCUUCACAAUCAGAAUAUCGUACUCCCUACAGCAGCAAGCUUGUUGUAGCCGUUAUUGAUUCUCUUGUCGACAAUUUCAUGGAGCUUGCUGAUAAAGGGAGUACGUCCUUGAUUUCUAAAGCUCUCCGAAUUGAAACCAUCCAUCAAGACCAGAGUUUCUUGAUAACUUUGUUGAAGGAUUUGCGGAGACAGUGUAGUGAGAAUAUAAAGUUUGAUGAUCUCUUGACAUAUGUCAAGGCUCAAUCUGACAAGAUGAAUCAAGCAGCUCCUUCAGUUCCUCUUGAUNCAUUGUUGAUUGACAUUUUACAACAAAUCAAUAUUGCACUUCCAGAAAAUGUUGAAGAAAAGAGUGAGGGAGAUUUGGCUGACCUGUUGCGGCGAAGUAUCAUGGGAAGGAGAUGA
This is a messenger RNA of Nicotiana tabacum (common tobacco), 2431 nucleotides long. Lineage: Eukaryota; Viridiplantae; Streptophyta; Magnoliopsida; Solanales; Solanaceae. The record is from RefSeq and is a predicted model, not a curated record.